This is a messenger RNA of Metarhizium album ARSEF 1941, 612 nucleotides long. RefSeq names its product heat shock protein 30. Gene Ontology annotation, biological process: protein folding; response to heat; response to hydrogen peroxide. The transcript has a single exon. The record is from RefSeq and is a predicted model, not a curated record. Lineage: Eukaryota; Fungi; Ascomycota; Sordariomycetes; Hypocreales; Clavicipitaceae. The coding region runs from base 1 to 612 and encodes 203 amino acids.
AUGUCCUUCUUCCCACGAGGCCUCUACGAAGCUGACGCUUCCUCCUUCACCCCCCUCUUCCGCCUCCUCGACGACUUUGACAGCUACACCCGGCAGGCGUCCGGCCACGAUGUCGGUGGCCGGCGCAGAGGCACCAUCUGGCAGCCCAAGUUCGACGUCCGCGAGACGGAAGAGGCGUACGAGCUGCACGGCGAGCUGCCCGGCAUCAACAAGGAUGCCGUCCAGAUCGAAUUCACCGAGCCGCAGACAAUGUCCAUCCGCGGCCGGUCCGAGAGGACCUACACCGAGGGAGACCCCUCGGCCGGCCAGAUCGAGGACGUGACCGACAAGCCCGCCAUCACCCAGACCGGCGAGGGCUCGCACAAGGCCACCGCCCAAGACGAGGGCGCCGAAAACGCCGUCGACAAGUCGGAGGCCGGCCAGGGCAAGGGCCAGCCCUCCAAGUACAAGUACUGGCUCACCGAGCGCAGCGUGGGCGAGUUCUCGCGCGUCUUCAACUUCCCGACCCCCGUCCAGCACGACGCCGUCUCUGCCUCCUUCAAGGACGGCAUCCUCACCGUCACCGUGCCCAAGGCCAAGAAGCCCGAGGCUCGCCGCAUCACUAUCAACUAA